AUGGCCGAAUCAAAAGAAAAUGGAGAAUUUGAUGAUUCGUUAAAAUUGAUAAAACAAGCGUUGUGGGUGUGCGGAAUCGAUUUAUUCGAAACUGAACAAUCGAUUAGAAUCGAUAACAGAUUUUUAUUCUACAUCACUUUUGUUUGGCUGUAUUAUGACGUGUGUGGUGAAAUUUAUUGUUUGUAUGAUUUCGCUUUAUCUGGAAAGAGUGUACAGGAGAUAUCUUUGAUCGCGCCUUUUCCGUUUGUAUGUGCGAUGGGAACGAGUAAAGCUGCAUGCGUGUACUUUCAUAAAGAUGUCGCUUUGAGAGUCUUACGAAAACUAAGAGAUUUACAUCCUAAAAAUGAUGCAACUUUCGAAGUGAAGACAAAAGAAGAAACGAUGAAAUUAUUGUCUAAGUUCAAGAUUUUGAUGUGUUUCGGUCUAUCCGGUGCUGCGAUAUUAUUUGAUAUAGCUCCGUUUAUUGCGAUGGGCAUAGAUUAUUAUGAGAUCGGGCACACACAACUAAAGUUGCCAUAUUUAGUUAAAUUCUUUUACGAUCCGUAUGGGAUGUAUGUAUGGCCAUUUGAAUUUGUACACCAAGUGGGGUCUUGUAAGUAA
Molecule: messenger RNA, 600 nt
Organism: Leptosia nina
Lineage: Eukaryota; Metazoa; Arthropoda; Insecta; Lepidoptera; Pieridae
Source: the annotation of a GenBank genome assembly